This is a messenger RNA of Triplophysa dalaica, 1712 nucleotides long. RefSeq names its product churchill domain containing 1 (gene churc1). The coding region runs from base 777 to 1115 and encodes 112 amino acids. The transcript is spliced from 4 exons. Gene Ontology annotation, molecular function: zinc ion binding. Lineage: Eukaryota; Metazoa; Chordata; Actinopteri; Cypriniformes; Nemacheilidae. The record is from RefSeq and is a predicted model, not a curated record. Gene Ontology annotation, biological process: multicellular organism development; fibroblast growth factor receptor signaling pathway; positive regulation of DNA-templated transcription.
CAUAGCAAGGCGGGCGUAACUCGGACACAUUUCUUACCGGCAUGCAUCUCGCGCUGAUCACCGGUUGUCGGUUCUGCGCAGAAUUUAGCCAUCAGAAAACGAUUCUAGUGUCAGAAUAGGGUUGUUGCUAGAAAGGAUACAGCUACGGCCGGAAAUGGUGCAAAAUCUGGGCAUAUAAUUACAAUAAAUUACAUUAGCUAACCCUUACAUCUACCCCAACACUAAACCUUACCUUAAAAUAAUAAAAAUAUGGACUAUUGUGACAAAAAAUAUGCUGUAUUAAAGUGCGCAUGCCCAGGGAAGUUAACUGUAUCCUUUCUAGUCAAAACCGUCAGAAUACCUAAGUAAAAACGAUCGCAACUUCCGGUUCAUGGGGACUUUAAGCUUAAAUAAUUUAAUUCCCAUUUUCCUAAAUUCAUUCUAACGGCCUUCGGAAAAGUUUUGAUAGCGCUUCAACGCGAUUGGCGGCCGCUCUUUUGACGUCCCAGCACGACACACACGGAAGACUCGGGAAUUUGCGGCAUUAAUCAAAAUAAUCAAAACUUACUCAUCCUAUUAAAAGUAAAAAAGAAAAGAAAGGAAAUUGAAGAAAAAGUGCUAACAAAUGUGAGAAAUGAACUUGAAAACAGUUAGAGUAGAUGAUCCACCGCUGGGGGCGCUAAAGCUUCAAGAUCAUGCAUUGGUAAUACUGCGAAGAAGACGAACGCGGAAGCUUUGAUAUAGUGACUGCGAUCCAUUUUCUAUCUAAUAUAUAUUAUUUUUGCAUCUGAUCUGAAAUGUGUGCUGGUUGUGUGCAGAAACAAUAUCCCGACAGGGGUAAUACAUGUCUGGAGAAUGGUUCAUAUCUUAUGAAUUUUCUUGGCUGUGCCAACUGUCACCAGAGAGAUUUUGUGCUGAUCAGUGAUAAGACUAUGGUGAAUGAAGACGAGGAGGAGAUUGUUACCUACCUGCAUAUGUGCAAGAACUGUGACCAUGUUAUAGCCAGACAUGAAUACACCUUUACUGUGGUGGAUGACUAUCAGGAAUACACAAUGUUGUGUAUGUUGUGUGGAAAAGCGGAGGAUUCCAUCAGCGUUCUGCCAGACGAUCCCAGACAAACAGCCCCCCUGUUCUAGAGUGUUUGAACUGAAGCUAAAACAGGGAAUUGCCUUCAUAGUAAAGAGCAUGUGAUGCAUGUUUUGAGGGACAUAUGCUUAGCACUGGAGAACAGCGUACGUGUUAUGUCUAACUCCGGGAGUAUAUAUUACAGAGUGCAUUGUUCUUUGCUUCAACUUGUUCCUAGUGGUAUCUAGGUACACCGUGUUUCUGAGGGAAGAUGAGCUUGAGAGGUCAUUCACAAAUAUUACAUUUAAUUAGAAUCCACUGUUUCUUAAGUAUGUGUUCAUCACAAGAUCAUCCAUUGUCAUGAUCUUUCUCUCGUUAACCUGAUUUGUGGAAACUGCCAGAUUAGGUCUGAGUGGGAUAGCAGAUUGUUACAAAGCAGAUUAACAUCCCCAUCUCAUCACUUUGUGGCACAAGAGAAAAUAGAUAAACAAAAAAUCAUAUUUGAAUUAGUCAGAUAACAUACUUAAAAUUGUGUGACUGAGAAUAAGCGCAUCAGAUUUUCCUGUUUUUAAUGAAAUGUACACGAAAGUACAUUGUAUUGUGUCCUGCUGUAUUUCUAUGCAACAAUAAAAUAAUUUUGUAUGGUUUUUCUAAAAAAAUGUGUUGCA